GGUUUGACACAGUGUGCGCGCGUGCGUACAUGUUUGAAAGUGUGUGCGUGUGUGUGUGCGUGCAUGUGUGUGUGUGAGCACUCGGCUUCCUGCUGCUGCUCUGUGUCCGCACACAGUCGGUCUCCUCAGUGUUGAUCGGCUCGCCAUGGCGGAAGGACGCAGAGAACAGCCGCCCCAUCCUCUCCUCUCCUUACCACCCGCCAGCAAGCGACCCUGCCUGCGCCCCGCUCCCCGAGGUCCCGGUCCGGGGCCCGGUCACGGGAGCGGGUUAACCAGCUCCCGAUACAGUUCCCCGGAGUCCCUACUGGACUGCGCCGCGAAGGCAGUCGCUGAAAAGUGGGCCUUCGAGCGAGUGGAGGAGCGCUUCGAGCGGAUCCCGGAGCCCGUGCAGCGCCGCAUCGUCUACUGGUCUUUCCCCCGCAACGAGAAGGAGAUAUGCAUGUACUCGUCGUUUCAGUGCCGGGUCGCCGGCGAGGAGGGUCCGUCGGCGGCUAACGGCGCGGCUGUGGGCGGCGCUGGGUCCGGAGCUACGACCGCUGCCGGCGGCGGCGGAGGAUCUACCGUCGCUCCGGCUGUCGUGGGGGGCUCAGCCGGAGCAGCAGGCACGGGAGACGGACUGCCUUUCCGCCGGGGCAUCCGGCUGCUCGAGAGCGGCUGUGUGGAAAACGUUUUACAAGUCGGGUUUCACCUCAGUGGCACCGUCACUGAACCUGCCAUGCCGUCGGAGCCGGAGGUCACCCACAAGGUGGCCAUCAGCUUCGACCGAUGCAAAAUCACCUCCGUCACCUGCGGUUGUGGGAACCGGGACAUCUUCUACUGCGCCCACGUGGUGGCGCUCUCUCUGUACCGCAUUCGCAAGCCCGAGCAGGUGAAGCUGCGGUUGCCCAUCUCGGAGACGUUGUUCCAGAUGAACCGGGACCAGCUGCAGAAGCUGGUCCAGUACCUGAUCACGGCCCACCACACCGAGGUGCUGCCCACGGCUCAGAAGCUGGCCGACGAGAUCCUCUCCUCCAACUCCGAGAUCAACCAGGUUCACGGUGCUCCGGACCCGACGGCGGGCGCCAGCAUUGACGAUGACAACUGCUGGCAUCUGGACGAGGACCAGGUCCGGGAGCAGGUCAAACAGUUCCUGUCACAGGGCGGCUACUACGGCUCCGGGAAGCAACUCAACUCCAUGUUCGCCAAGGUCAGGGAGAUGCUACGGAUGCGAGACUCCAACGGCGCCCGGAUGCUGACGCUCAUCACAGAACAGUUCAUGGCGGACCCCCGGCUGUCGCUAUGGAGACAACAGGGCACCGGCAUGACGGAUAAGUGCCGGCAGCUCUGGGAUGAGCUCGGUGCAUUGUGGGUGUGCGUGGUGCUCAACCCUCACUGUAAGAGCGAGGAGAAGAGCGGCUGGCUGAAGCAGCUGAAGAAGUGGGGUGACCUGGACGUCUGCCCGCUGGAGGACGGCAACUACGGCAGCGAGCUCCCCAACAUCACCAACGCGCUGCCGCAGAGCAACCUGGCGCAGGACUCUCUGUCCAGGCCGAGGCGGUCGGUAUUCAGCCGGGCCGUGGAGGCCUGUGACCUCCACUGGCAGGACAGCCACCUCCAGAGGAUCAUCAGCAGCGACCACUACAUGUCCCCGUCCUACCAGAGGGAGGGCGAGAGCCUGCUGUUCAAUCCGCAGGGCUUGCCGCUCUGGCUAGACCACGUCCCGACAGCGUGCGCCCGCGUUGACGCCCUGCGUUCCCAUGGCUACUCCCGCGAAGCGCUGCGUUUGGCGGUGGCCAUCAUCAACACGUUCCGCCUCCAGCAGCAGAGACAGAUGGACAUCUACAAACACCAAAAGAAAGAGCUCCUCCAGAGGGGCGUGACGUCCACCACCAACCUGGAGGGCUGGGUGGGUCAUCCCCUGGACCCGAUUGGCUGUCUGUUCACCACGCUCACCGAAACAUGCCGCGUGGACGACGACAACAUCAUGGACAUGGGAGAAGGUGACCCCUGGCCCCCGGUCUACCACCACGUCCCCGUGUGGGGCAGUCCUGACGGAGGGGAGUCCUACCUGACCCUGGCCUUGGAGGUGGCACUCAUGGGCAUGGGCCAGCAGAGGAUAAUGCCCGAGGGCCUGUACGCCCAGGACAAGGUGUGUCGCAACGAGGAGCAGAUUGUGGCGAAGCUUCAGGAACUGGAGCUGGACGACCUCCUGGUCCAGACUCUUCGGAAACAGGCCGUGCAGCUGCUGGAAGCCGGUCCGUUCAGCGGCCUCGGGGAGGUCAUCCACAGGGAGAGCAUUCCCAUGCACACCUUCGCCAAAUACCUAUUCUUAGCGCUGCUGCCGCACGACGCCGACCUGGCGUACAAGGUGGCCCUCCGCGCCAUGAGGCUCCAGGUGCUGGAGUCCUCGGGGGGCUCGGGCGACGUGGGCCACCCGCACCACGGCAUCUCCAUCGUGCCGAGCAGAUACCCGCGCUGGUUCACGCUGGGACACCUGGAGUCCCAGCAGUGCGAGCUCGCCUCCACCAUGCUCACCGCAGCUAAAGGCGACAUGUUGAGGUUGCGCACCGUGCUGGAGGCCAUCCAGAAGAACAUCCACUCCUCCUCCUUGAUCUUCAAGCUGGCCCAGGACGCCUUUAAGAUCGCCACGCCCGCCGACAACCCGCCGGACAUCACGCUGCUCAACGUGGCUCUGGAGCUGGGACUGCAGGUGAUGAGGAUGACUCUGUCCACACUGAACUGGAGGAGAAGAGAGAUGGUCCGCUGGCUAGUGACCUGUGCCACUGAAGUCGGUCUGCGUGCACUGGUGAGCAUCCUACAGAGCUGGUACACUCUCUUCACGCCGACCGAGGCCACCAGCAUCGUGGCGGCCACCGUCAUGUCCCACAACACCAUCCUGCGCCUGAGCCUCGACUACCCACAGCGCGAGGAGCUCGCCAGCUGCGCUCGGACGCUGGCGCUGCAGUGCGCCAUGAAGGACCCGCAGAACUGCGCCCUGUCGGCGCUGACACUGUGCGAGAAGGACCACAUCGCCUUCGAGACGGCCUACCAGAUCGUGAUCGACGCGGCGUCCACGGGCAUGACGUACUCGCAGCUGUUCACCAUCGCGCGCUACAUGGAGCACCGAGGAUACCCGCUGCGCUCCUUCAAGCUGGCGUCGCUCGCCAUGACCCACCUCAACCUGGCGUACAACCAGGACACGCACUCGGCCAUCAACGACGUGCUCUGGGCCUGCGCGCUCAGCCACUCGCUGGGUAAAAACGAGCUGGCGGCCAUCAUCCCCCUGGUGGUGAAGAGCGUGCACUGCGCCACGGUGCUGUCCGACAUCCUGCGGCGGUGCACCAUGACGGCGCCCGGACUCGCCGGCAUCCCGGGGAGGCGGAACUCUGGGAAGCUGAUGUCCACAGACAAGGCGCCGCUGCGGCAGCUCCUGGACGCCACGAUCUCGGCGUACAUCAACACCACGCACUCUCGGCUGACGCACAUCAGCCCGCGGCACUACGGCGAGUUCAUCGAGUUCCUGAGCAAAGCGCGGGAGACGUUCCUACUGGCUCAGGAUGGCCACAUCCAGUUCGCCCAGUUCAUAGACAACCUUAAACAGAUCUACAAGGGCAAGAAGAAACUGAUGAUGCUGGUCAGGGAGCGCUUCGGCUGACCACGCCCCCUCCCUCAAGAAGUGCGACUUAUUUGUUUCUAUUUUUAAAAGAAUUUCCUUCUAUUUUUCACUUCUUUUGUUGAGCCAUUUGUUGACUACGUCUUACGUUUUUUUGUCCCUGUUUUGUUGUUUUGUUUCUUAAAUGUAAACCAGGAAGUGUUCGCUCCGCUUCAUUGAGACUGCGAAACGGUGGGGAAACGGCUCGAAAGGUCAAAGCAACGACAACAAAAACAAAGCAUCCCCCCCUUAACUAAUGUUAAAUCAAGUAUGAAAAAAUCUAAAGAUUGUGAUAGCUGUGAUUUAUUCUUGUGGUGGCACAUGACGAUUUAAAAACCAAAAUAUCUCGUUGGAUGGAGGACUUACUUUAACGACUGCCGUCACAUUUCACUCGCUAGAUUGGGAUUUAGUCAACAAGCAAUAUAACUUUUUUUAUAUUAUCCAGUGGCGUUAAUUCCCCCUUCUUGUGCUCUGCUAGGAAGCUUUGGAUCAUACUUUAGGACCUGGGUUGAUUUCAGCCUGAAGCUCAAGUCCCUUUUCCAUCUCAAGAACCUUUUUUUCUGCAACCCCAGAGCAGAACGCCUGGUUGGGUCUCCGUCACGGUUCCUUCCCCUGAAGCCCUGGCAGAUAGUACUUUUUACUCGGGGUGACCUAUGCAGCACUUGUGGAUCAAUUAAGCACUAUUUAAAUGUAACGGGAUUAUCUAAAAGUACCGUAAAAGUACUUAGCGAGAGGUAAUUAGUGUUGAACUGUAAAUGACUGAUCACAAGGACCGAGCUCCGCUUUGUGCAUCUAGAAUCAAAAAGCCUCCCAAAAUAUAUAUAUUUUUAAAUUUAUAGUUAGAAGAUCAUGAUCACCGCCCAACUCUACAAAGCCUCUAGCAUCAUUUAGCUAAUCCCUAGAUUUUUUUUCCCCGCCUACAAAAUGUACGUGUGAAGUCUUGCGUUGCUUCAUCGUGUUUUCCAACUGCCGCCAGUGGCUAACCGACGCUUCCCUUUCUUGACCCCGUGGCAAAGCACCGUUGGCCGUAAGCAGCACAGCAAGAGCUCACCGGUUCGGACGUUGUACAAGCACUUCACACAAAUACCUCAUCAGUGCGUUCCCGCCUGCUUCAGCGUUGAUUUUAUUAAUCGUUUUAGUAACUUUGUACGUCGGAGUCGCAGACACUCGAACGCGACUCGAAUCGGGCGGACAUUCUUUUGAACGGAGGAACAGUUUUCUCGCCCGCUUUUACAUUCCAUGAGAGCGACCUUCGGCCCACUCCCCGGUGAGUAGUCAGUCCCGACUGUGGGGAUUUUUCGCAGAUAGAAGAAUGGAGGAAACACAAACACACACACACACACACACACACACAAUUAAGGAAAACUGAGCAGAAGAAAGAAAAGAGAGGCUAAACUCAGUUCUCAGGGACAUCACUUAAAGAAACAAAAAAAAAGUAGUAGCAUUAAGCAUUUAAGAUAUUGUAAAUAUUAAAGUGUCAAUUCAGAAAAUUGUAAAGUUAUAAUUAUUUAUGAUAAGUAUGUUAUGUGUUUGUUUUUACUUUAUUUUUAUGCUUUGUUGUUAUUUUUUUGGCGGGGGUGUACUUGAACUGUUCUGGACGGGGAAUUUGACAGCCUUUUAUUUGAUUUUGUUGGACUUCAAGGCAUUUCUCAGGUGCUCCUGUGUGCAUUUCUUUAAGAUUGUAUUUUUAGGGGGGGGUGGGGUUGCUAAUUGCUAUAACAGCUACUAUUAUUUGUAUAUCUAUUGAUUUGCAAAGACAAAAAAAAAGUGUUUUCCAAAAGUCGAUGAAAACCAGGGAGGCAUUUAUUUGUAAACAGAUACGUACUAAACCUGACUAUGCAGAACCACUUCGCUGGUCUUGUCGCCUCUUAAAAGAAAGUUAAAGGUGUGGAAGUAGAGACUCAGUGGACUAAACCACUAUUAAAGAUAGGAGGGGGGCGGACGGACAAGACCCAUCAUGCUUGUAUUUGGGCAAUGCGCAGUAGCCGGUCUGCAUACGCUGCAACAUUUAGAGGAGACGGAGGGGGGGGAGGGGGGGUGAAUAUGGUGAGAAAUGCCUUUGUGGCCGAUCAAUGUACAGAGUUUAUUUUUGCUUUUACUCCUUUGUUGUUGUUGUGUUUUUUUGGUUUUAUUUAAUCAGGACUCAAAGCCUUUAGUGUCUUCUCAGUGGUGUCGUGUGGCGACAGCACCGCGGUGAGACGGAACAAUACACGAAAUGUCAGGAGACGGGGACGUGUGUUUCAUUUGCUUUUUGAAUUUUUAUUAUUAUUCAUUGUUAUUACUUUAUUUGUAUCGCUUUGUUCACCUCUUCUAUCUCAACACCAUACUUUGUUGUUCUCUUUCUUAAAAUCUUUCAAUUUCUUUUGGCUGUCCGUCGUCGGUAACCGGUGUGACGGUUUAAGAAGCGACCGUGUUAACUGGCGACUUUGAACCGAACGCGUCCGUUGUUGUCGUAGUUACGGACAGCUGUUGAAAAUAGUAAGAGAACACGUAGCUGCUGCAUUGUUUAAUUUGUAUAGUAUAUAUUAUAAUGUAUAUGACAGGGUUUGACACUGUAUUACAAAAUUAAACCAAACAUUCACGAGGACAGCUUUAUGUGUUCUCUACCCUAUUUUUCGACGGAUGUUCGGCUGAAAAGUCGCCAGUUAACAGGGUCGCACCGGCUUUCAGCUCCGAUGUCGUCGUCUACCUUCAAAGAGUUCUUCUGUUAUUGCAAUGUUUCUACGUGAUGAGGAAGGGGGACAUGUAUUUCUUGGCUACUACUUGAGGCUGUUUUCCUGCAUCGUGGAAUAAAUGAGAGAUACUUUAUGUUGAUGUCGUUCUCAUCUGAAGAGCUCCAACCGCGGUCACCGAAGCUCCUCCCCCGAGGGCGUGACGUCAGCGAAGCUCCUCCCCCUCGGUUCCGGUGUGCGUUCGCUGUAUCAGCCAGUUCCUCAUCGUACCCCUCCAUCCCUCCGAUAGAGGUCUAGUUCUCCUGCGGGUUUCCCAGUUUGUUUGAUUCUUUCUCUCUUAAGGGAAAAUGGGGAAAGUGUUCGUUGCCUCUUUGUGCUACUGAUUAUGAAAAAAAGGUAUUUCCAGUAUUUGUUGCCACAGAAGUAUGAUAGCUUAUCAUCAACACUUUAUUUUUUAUUGUUUGUAACUUUUUUUCGUGCAUCUUUCUUGAGCUACUGUCUAUAAAGCGAGAAUUUAUUACUAUUUAUGUAACGCUCCUACCAUUUUAUAUUGAUUUGUGUUGGAAUCUCAGUGCUUUUCUAUGAAUAAAGUGUGAAACACGUCA
Messenger RNA from Pseudoliparis swirei, 6908 nucleotides. It is a transcript of the gene zswim5, whose product is annotated as zinc finger, SWIM-type containing 5. Bases 146 to 3634 code for a protein of 1162 amino acids. Gene Ontology annotation, cellular component: Cul2-RING ubiquitin ligase complex. Lineage: Eukaryota; Metazoa; Chordata; Actinopteri; Perciformes; Liparidae. The record is from RefSeq and is a predicted model, not a curated record. The transcript is spliced from 16 exons.